Molecule: messenger RNA, 8016 nt
Organism: Sitodiplosis mosellana (orange wheat blossom midge)
Lineage: Eukaryota; Metazoa; Arthropoda; Insecta; Diptera; Cecidomyiidae
Gene: Ptpmeg2
Product: tyrosine-protein phosphatase non-receptor type 9
Exons: 6
Coding region: 4938-6986 (682 amino acids)
Biological process (GO): protein dephosphorylation
Molecular function (GO): protein tyrosine phosphatase activity
Source: RefSeq, a predicted model, not a curated record
AGACUGAGAAUAAUUCCGUUGUAGGCAAAGCAACUGUACAUCAUAAUUGUUGACUGUUGAAAAUGUGUAUAGAGGAGAAAAAAAGAACCAGUGGAUGCAACUGCAUAAAACCUGAUUAAAACUGACGAUUUUUGCACAGUUUUUUUUCAUCGCUCUUUCUCUCUGUGUGUCUCGCUUUUUUAUUGCUUGAAAGUCAAAAAACGCAAACGAGAACAUGAUCAACAUCAGCAGCAUGUCAUUUAAAUGGUGCGAUUCCACUGGGUAUUCAAUUUGAUCAUAGGCAACGUUUAUCGCAAUCUCAAUGCACACACACACCGAUCUCUUUUCGUCUAGAGAACAUCAAAUCGACUUUGGCGUAUGCUAUGCGAUGCAUUUCUUCGGUGCCCAUAUACAGACACACAGGCAAACACAUACUUGUCGAGAGAGAGUUUCUACAACGAAAAUGUGGCAUAAUUGCAUUCGUCAUUUCAACAUGAUAUUUUCUCCGAUUGAAAUCACUUAGACCUACUUCAUUCCACUUAACAAUCGCAUCGAAUAGCACGAUGAAUUAUUUCCGUUCGAAAUGUGCUUCGUUCAACUGCGGCGCGUACGCGUCAACGGUAUUUCGAAAUAUUGUCGUGGUCGAACGUAUUCAUAAUGCGACUGACUGCAUGACAACCACGAUUCUGAAUGAUUAUCUGUUUAAAAGCUGACGCCAGUUAUUAAUGAAUAUGUCUUCGGUGGGCCCUUCAUGUAGGUAUUUACGCAACGUUCGGUCGAUGCAAUUCAACACUAGUUCAAUCGAAAUAGUCACCAUUGAUUUCGAAAUGCUUUUUUUUUCCUCUGUUCACAAGUUCAAAAUGUCGGCUAAUCAAUUGAGAAAAGAAUGUCGAUUUUCUUACGAAAGUGAUAACAAACUAUUAUGGGCUGUCGAUAUCUUUAAGUGACUCACUUCACUUUUUAUCUAUGUCGAUUGUUUUUUCUCUUCUCAUUUCUGUUCGUUUUGUGUUCGGUGACGAAAAUGAGAAUGGAAACGGCUUCAAGUAUUACGCAUACUUCACUUAAGAACGGGCUGCAUUUCAUUCCAUUUAAAUAAUGUGUUAAUUUAAUGAAUGUGCUCAACCUCGUGCGGUUAAACCGAAAGAAAAAAACAUUCCAAUGAAAUUCUUCAUACACACAAAAAUAGACUCUUUGAAAUUGCGUGAAAUAUUAAGUUCCCUUUGAACUUGUUGGGUGCUCGUAUUUUCAGAACGAGAUAACAUGAAAGGCAAAACAUCAUUUGGGUGAUUGGUAGUACGUCAGGCGUAAAUGACAUGUGCACAAGCAUGCAUGAUGUGAACCGCAAAACCACACAACCAAAGUCAUGACGCCAAUGUACCUACGACCGGAAAUAUAAUGUGUACGACGGAGAGUGUAUGGCAGAGACAAAUCUCGGAAGAUUGGAGAAAAUUGCGGUUGACAGUGGCAAUAAUGGUGUUUUUUUCAGUUACUUUAUUCCAACCUUUGCGACUUUCUCGUUGCAACACAAAAGAAAUGGCAAAAAUGUCAUGGAGAGUUCGCGGUAUAUCGGUUUUUAUUGGCCAAACCAACACAUGCAAUUCACAUCGAUUCAAAGUCAUAUACAACCAGGGAUAGACGGUCUCCUGCUCGACACAUGGCACAUAAUAUAAGAAAACUUAAAACAUACAAUCACUUGAACCUUUCCACAUGAAAGAGAGCCCUGACAAACACACACACCGAGAGCGGAACAAGCAGAGAUUCGAUCGUGCUAAGUUCAAUUUAAAGCGUCUUUAUUAUAUCUAACGAGUUGAUGGUAUCACGGUGUGCAUUUUGACCGCUUAAACUAUACGUCAAAAGGCAGCAACGAGUCGAAGAACAAAGAAAGCACGAACAAUACUUCAACUUGAUUAAAAUAAUCCAUCAUAAAAAACAAUAACCAUUUCUGAGUGCAGCAUGCUGCUAUGGUUGUUGUUGUUGUUUUGAUGGAAGAAUAUAAGACAAAUACGCUCUUGUUGUUUACUUGUGCAGAGCAAUUUUCUCUCUCUCUCUCUCUUUGUGUGUAUAUGGCUGGUGAAGGUGCUGAUAUUUCAGUAGCGUUCCGAUCGAAGCCCAUCUGAGCGUUUACUGCAAAAUUGCUAUGCUCCCCAUAAACAAAUUCGGUUAAUCAACAAUUAUGGGAGAUAGAGAGAGAGACUUUGAGGCUGCGAAUAAAAUUCAAAACUUCAAGUAAUGUUUAAAGGAUUUUCAGAUUGUUCAUCGUAUCAUCUUUCGCCCACAUAAAACAGCAGAAAACACACAAUCCGCAUCAACUCGUAUUUCGAUGGACUCUUUACAUUCGAGACGAGUACUUGAAGCAUCUCUCUCUGGAUGUGCAAUUGACUAUAUAUAAUACGGUUCCAUAUAGUAUAUUCUAUUAUGUUGAAAAGCCCACACGAAUCAGUGCUCCAUCGUCACUGAAAAUUAUCUGUGUGUACUUGAUUCCGAAAGAAAAAAAUAAUGGUAAAAUAAAAGUCAGUCGGCAAAGUCGAUUGUGAUGCACGGUUCGCCGUUAACAUGCAGCAUCAUUAAUCUAUUCCAACUAAAAACCUCCACAUACACAUCUCUUGCACGCUCUUAUAUACAUCAAUUACCGAUCGUAGCUACAUGCAAGUUUUUGUAAAUGCACUCAAAUCGACGGCGCGGGAGAGAGAGAUAAAGAGAAAAGGAGAUGAAACCAUUACAGAGAGGCGUGCGCGCGCGCUCGUACGUACGACUGCCGCGCACAAAACGUUCACGAAGUGUACAAAUAAAAGCGGUCGCAUAUCUGAACCUUACGUAUUAAUGUGCGGCUUGUCUUCUUUCUUUUAUUUAUUUAUUUAUUUUCAAACUUAUCCAAAACGAAACAGAGACAAGUCAUAUUGUAAAAUGUUCGCGUAUACACUCAUACCAACAGAGACAAGACACACACACACAGUUCGAAGACCAAACGAAAUGUGAGUGAUUCUCUCUUUCUCUUCCCCUUGAAGAACCGAAAAGUAAACGCAAUGAGAAAUGGUGCGAUAACAAAAUGAAUCAAAACUUGAAGAAAAGUAACGACGCAACACAUAGAGCGCGCACGAUCGAUGAACACCACAUGAAUGGGUAAACGAGAUGGAAGAGGACAAAAUAACAGAAAACAAAAUAAAGGAAAAAACGAAAGAAAUGAAUAAAAAGUGUGUGUUUGCACCGAGAGAUGAAAAAAAAACUGUACAGGCAUAAGCAAAACGAAACGCGGGCCCGCACUCAAACUGACGACACAAACAAAGCAAAAGCAAGUUUUAUGUAUCAUCCGAGAGAGCUAUGCUGCUGGUGCUCGUGCUGGUGCUGCUGCUGCUUGUUUUUCGUUGUUGUUCACUUCGACUCACUCACGAUCGUUCAUUAUGCUUCCAGUUGCGAUUCGAAUCUCCACAUGAACCGAACCAUUCAAACAACGACUCAUCGAAACAUUAUUUUAAAAAUAAUUUUAUGUCGCGGCCGCUACUUCAGUUUACAGUGUUUGUGCUCUGUUUAAUGUUUCUCUGUCGUUGUUUGUUUGCCAUUUGCUAACCGUUUGUUUUGGGCAACAUUUGCAAUUUGUUGAGUGAUUUUCUUUUUCUAUUCGCCAUUUGAUUGGUGUCUUAAGUGCAGUGUUAUGUUUGACGGUCGAAUUCUCACGUUUUCGCUACCGAACAUUCAAUUAAUGCUUCAAAUAAAUGUUUUCGAAUGUUUCGCUUUUUUCUGUUGUUGAGAAGGGAAAAACCCAAUUUUUCGUGUUACCAUCUAACAAAACAAUACCGAGAAAGAAAGAAAAAAAAGAGCCAAAUGGACCGUGCGAAAGGUGAAAGCAUAAAUUUCAAUGAUCUGAUCUAUAUUCAGUGAUUUCGGUUGAUUUUUUGUGUGUUAUUGAAUAAAAUAUAUAUUAACCGAUAUAAAAAAAAGUAAAAACUGGCAGUGAAAGAAGAAAAUCAUCAACGAUAGUACUUUCAUCAGCGAAUCUGGUCAAUUUAUGCAUGAAAAACUUUUCAGUUGCCACAAAGUGUGUCUCUCCAUCCACCCAAGUGUGUCUCUCGCUCAGUUGCAAAUUUAAAAUCACAUCAAUCUCUGAAAGUAAAAAAAAACGACCUUUUGAUCGAUGACGACGACUACGACUCAACGAGAAAACGGUCUGCAGCACACUAUUCUCCAGUGACUUCGAUAAAAUUUAAACCACAAUCUAUUUCAGUAAGCCGAAGCUAAUUCAACUUCGAACAGUGAAUAAAUGUGCUUUUUGAUCAUUAAAAUUUCAACAUCGUUUCAAAUUAAGUGAACAACUCAACAAAACUUGUGCACACUAACGAACUAACGAAAAAAAAACGAUUAUGAACGUAAAAUAAAUUACUCCGCUAAACUCUAUAAACUGUGCUCAUUAAAUUUCAUGUGAAGGUAAACGGCGAACCGAGAUACUUUUCAAGCUCGAAGAAAGUUUUCUAGUUUCAAUCGACGACGACGACAAACUAAAAAAAAAACAAGUUGUUUUCUCCCAGAUCAGUAGCCGAUUGGUUAUAGUGUGCAUAUGCACAUUUUUGUUGUUGCUGUUCUCGUUGUGUCUGUGUGUAGCAUACAGUUUCCGGUGCUUAGCUAUUUUUCCUUCAAUGUCAAUCGAAACGAAUCAACGACAACACUGACAUUGCUGCGCAAUUUCAUUCUAACUCAUGCGGUCGUUCGAUUCAAGCUGAAACAAGAAAUUCUUGGGAAAAAUAACACGAAAGUCAAAUUGCGAUUGCUUUUAUCGGAAUUGAAUCGAAAAUUCAUGAAGCAUUAAGCGUAAAAUGGCGUCAUAGAAUAUUUUUAGUGCUUUUGUUCAUGAAUGAUAAAUUUUUUUUACGUUCUCGUCCCCUGUGCACACCAUAAAUGAUAAUUGUAUGACUUUGGUUGUUGUGUCGUGGUUAUUGUAUGAGUAUUUCGGGUAAAUUCACUUCAAAAUGACUGAUAAUGGCAGUAGAAAAUUCGGUGUAAUUGGCGUUUUGUUUUUGUGGGCAUUCGAGGCUGUUAAAGAGUUUAUAGAAAUUGUAAAUAAGAAAAUUGAGGGAAAAACGAUUUCAACGUCGACCGCACUGAAAUUCGUAUUAGCUCGCAAACUGGAUGUGCCACGUGCAGUGGCAUUAUUCGAACAGCAUGUAUUAAUUCGGCGAGAGGAAGAUCUUGAUAACAUCGAACCAAUGUCAGACCCAUUGCGCACGGAAUUAGAAACUGGCAAAUUCACAAUACUACCGGGACGUGAUGCAACUGGUGCAGCUAUUGCCUUGUUCACCGCCAACUUACACAAUCCAAAAGAUGUGACACAUCGUACAACGCUACAGGGCGUUAUCUUUCAACUGGACGCAGCGUUGCAGAGUGUGGAUACACAAAAAGCAGGCCUAGUCUUCAUCUACGACAUGAGCGCGUCCAAAUAUUCUAAUUUUGACUAUGAACUUUCACAGCGCAUUUUAAAUUUACUCAAAGGUGGCUAUCCAGCUCGAUUGAAAAAAGUAUUGAUUGUGACGGCACCGUUGUGGUUUAAGGCGCCAUUCAAAAUAUUACGUUUAUUUGUGCGAGAAAAAUUGCGCGAACGUGUAUUCACCGUGUCAAUUCCACAGUUGAGUUUGCACGUACCACGAGACAGUUUGCCAGUCCAUCUGGGUGGUACGCAUCAGAUAAAUCAUUCCACAUGGUUGCUAAAUUGUCAAAAAUCGAUGACGAAUCGUGAAGACGAACACACAGCCAGCAGCAUUGGUGAGCAGCUGCCAUCGCAAGCGUCACCAAUCAAAGAGAUCAAUUGCAGCGUGGCCAGUAGCAACAGUGUGAAUGGCAACAGUAAUGGCAGCACCGAUGACGUUGAAUUAGUUAGUGUUGUUGAUCAACAGCAGCAAUUGAACAAUCAAAAUAAUGCCGACAAUGCAGCAAAAGUACACGCCGAGAGCAAUAAUGAUGACACAGCACUGGUUGUUAGUAAUGGUGAGCCGAUAAGCGAAAUGUGGUCUGAAAAUCCACCGAGCAGUGCAUCGUCCGGUUUUAGUGACGAUGAUAGCUUAGCAUACACCGAAGGCGAUCCAAAAACCGGCGAACAAAUCGUUCAAAUGGUACGGGAACGGGGCCGUGAUGGUUUGGCCAAAGAAUAUUCCGAAAUUCGUUCACGUGCACCGGACGGAACGUUUCAACAGGCUCGAGUUCGGGCAAAUUUGGCGAAAAAUCGGUACACGGACGUUUUGUGCUACGAUCACAGCCGAGUGAUUUUAUCCAAACAGAACGAUGAGACCAACUCGGAUUAUAUAAAUGCCAACUUUGUUGAUGGUUACAAACAGAAAAAUGCAUACAUUUCCACGCAAGGACCGUUGCCGAAGACAUCUAGCGAUUUUUGGCGCAUGGUAUGGGAACAACAUUGCCUAGUGAUUGUGAUGACCACACGCGUUAUGGAGCGUGGCCGAGUGAAAUGCGGCCAAUAUUGGGAAACUGAUGUUGGUAGCGUUGCACAGUACGAUAAUUACUGCAUCAAAACGACCCAUGUCGAUUCAAAGGAGGACUACACCGUCGUAUCGCUAGAGCUUACUAAUAUAAAGACUGAAGAAACACGAAAAAUAUCGCAUUGGCAGUUCACAAGUUGGCCAGAUUACGGUGUACCCACAUCCGCAAUGGCGAUGUUAAAUUUCUUGCAGAAAGUCCGUGAACAACAAGCAGAGAUGGUCAGAGAGCUCGGCGACACAUGGGCUGGUCAUCCGAAGGGACCACCAAUUGUUGUUCAUUGUUCUGCAGGCAUCGGAAGAACUGGUACAUUCAUCACACUAGACAUAUGUAUAGCUCGUUUGGAGGAUGUUGGUACGGCCGAUAUCAAAGGGACUGUAGAAAAAAUUCGAUCUCAGCGCGCCUAUUCAAUACAAAUGCCGGAUCAGUACAUUUUCUGUCAUUUAGCUCUAAUCGAAUAUGCGGUAUCCAGGGGUAUGCUGAAAUCAGCUGACUUGAGUGGAUUCGAUGAUCGGGAAGAGGAUUCCGAGUAAUAGAUUCACCAGCAUGCAGAGUUGAAUCGACUAUUUAAUGAUAAAAAGAAGAAGAAAAAAAUUAAACAAAUGGACGAAAUCUGUUUAGAAUAUUUCUAAACACAGUUCAACAAUACAUGACUAAAUACCGAAUCGAAAAUCGCAUCUUCAUUUUACUAAAUUCACAAUCGAGUUAUAUAAGUGAGAUACUGCAUGCGAUUGUAAAGUGAUUAGGGUGUGACAAGAAAGUAAGAAGCAAACAGAAGAGAAAAUCAUUAGGAAAUUGUUUAUCAAGUGAUUCGGAAUGAAGUGAUUUUCAUUUCAUAGUUGUACAAAGAAGCAUUUUAAAGCUCUAAAUCACUUAAAAUGUAACUUCAGAUUUGUAAUUUAUUUAAAAAAAAAACACACACGCAUACAACAAAAACAAAAAGCUCAUAUCAUAUCGAACCUCCAAUAUUCGAUGCAGAUAUUGUUUUGAGAGAUGAAAAGUAAGGGAGAAAAAGAGAAAGAAAGAAAGAAAUGGUGAUUAUUUCUUUUUCGUAAUAACAAAAGUUUUAUUUUUUUGACUUUUUUUUUAAUUAGAGCUACACUCCAUCAGCUCUGUUUAAUUUUUGGAAAUUCUUUGUAUGGCCAUAACGAAUGACAUCAUAGAAUAAUUCUUUUUUUUUAUUUUAACAUAAUCGACAUGAAAUAUUACUCUAAUUAAUUGUAAUACCCUUAGACCAAGUUUUUUUUUGUUCUCAUCAAUUGUUACACAUGAAUGAAAAGAAAAAAACACGUAAUGAAAAAUAACAAUAACUGUAUUUAUUUUGACAUGAAAGAAAUUUAUUAUCAACAGAGCAAGAGCAAACCAGAAAAUUUAAUCAAAUUUGACAUGAAUAUUGGAUAGCCAAUCGAAUGAUCGAUUGACCAUUAGGACUGUAGCAAGAAUUGGAAAUGAUAUGAAAAAUGGAACAAAAGAAACAAAAAAAUGCCGAAAAUCAAUGUUAAGAUUAAAUACAUUCAAAACAAAAUGAAAAAUCAUGAAUAAACUGUAUUUUUUAGGAUAAAA